Molecule: messenger RNA, 2150 nt
Organism: Punica granatum (pomegranate)
Lineage: Eukaryota; Viridiplantae; Streptophyta; Magnoliopsida; Myrtales; Lythraceae
Source: RefSeq, a predicted model, not a curated record
AAUAUAAGAGAGGAAGAGAACGGCAGGCGCAGCCUAACCGGACAGAUGUCGAUGGCGGUGCCGGAGAAGCGGGACUUCUACGAGGUGCUGGGCGUCCACCGCGAAUGCACGGCGGACGAGAUCCGGUCCGCCUACAAGAAGCUCGCCCUCCAGCGCCACCCGGACAAGCUCGUCCAGUCCGGGAUUUCCCAGGAGGAUGCCACCGCCCAGUUCCAGGAGCUCGUCCACGCCUACGAGGUCCUCUCCGACCCCAAGGAGCGCGCCUGGUACGACUCCCACCGCUCCCAGAUCCUCUUCGCCGACGCCAAGAGCUCUGUUUCCGGCUCUCCUAUCAUCGACCUCUCUUCCUACUUCUCCAACACCACCUUCUCCGGCUACUGCGACACCGGCAAGGGCUUCUAUAAGGUCUACUCUGACCUCUUCGGCAAGGUAUACGCCGCCGAGCUCAAUUACGCCAGGAAGAUGGGGGUGGGGAUCAACUCGGUCCGGGAAGCGCCGAUGAUGGGCAAUCUCGACAGUCCGUAUGCUCAGGUGACGGCGUUCUAUAAUUACUGGCUAGGGUUUUGUACGGUGAUGGACUUUGGGUGGGUGGACAUGUAUGACUCCGCAGCGGGUGAGAGCAGGAGGUUGAGGCGGUUGAUGGAGGAGGAGAACAAGAAGCUGAGGAAGAAGGCCAGGAGAGAGUACAAUGAGAUGGUGAGGGGGUUGGCGGAGUUCGUGAAGAAGCGAGACAAAAGGGUCAUCGACAUGGCGGUGAAGCGGAAUAUGGAGAACGAGAAGAAGAAGGAAGAGAGGAAGAAGAAGAUGGAGCAGGAGAAGCUCGAGCGGGCGAGAGCUGCAGCUCACAAGGAGCCCGAAUGGGCGACAGUUGAGGAGGAGGAGGAGGAGGAGGAGGAGGAGGAAUUGGAAUACGAGGACGAGGUUUUCGGGGAUGGAGACAAUGAGGCUAAGAAAGAGGAGCUUUACUGUGUGGCGUGUGGGAAGAAGUUUAAGAGCAAGAAGCAGUGGGAGAAUCAUGAGAAGUCGAAGAAGCAUAAGGAGAAGGUUGCAGCAUUGAGGGAGAGCUUCAUUGAGGAGGAUGAGGCACUUGAUGAAGAGAUAGAUGAGAGCGUAAGAGUGGAGGAUGGGGAGAUCGGCAAUGGAGUGGAGUCUCUUGAGGAAGAUGAGGUCGAAGAGAUAAUGAGGAGGGUGAGGGACGAACUGGAUAUUGAGAGUGAGAGUGGAUCGGGUGAGGAAGAGAAGUUUAAAGAGGAUGUCGGUGGUCAUGGAGAGGAUCAUGGUGCAGAUGAAGUUAGUGCAAAAGAAAAGGGUAAGGAAGAUGUUGGGCCUUCUGGUGGUGACGGGGAGAAGGAUGAUGGUGAUGAAAUUAGCAUUCUCGAGGCGAUGCUGUCUGGACGUAAGAAUAGAAGGAAAGCGGCAGCUUCGAUGCAGGAUGAGCUUAAGAGUGGUGGGGGAGAUUCGGAGUUUAUGGAGUAUGAUAAUCGGAAAAGCACCAGAAGAAACCGCGGGGGCAAGAAGGAGAGGGGCAAGAAGAACAAUGGAGAGGCUGUGGGUGGCAAUAGAGAUGAAGAUGGAAGGAAUGGAUUUGUCAACUCGAACAAGGAGGCUUCUGUUGCGAAGACUGAAGUGAGAAGUGCGGACGAUGAUGAAUUUGUUGAAAAGCAUAAGAAAGAAAAAGGGAAUGCGAAGAAAGAUACAAAUAUGAGGUCGAAGAACUUACCAAAAGGGAAGAAAGGCAAGUCAUCAGCUAAGAAUUCGGAAAACCUAUGCGAGACCUGUGGAGAGGAAUUCGAGUCAAGGAACAAGCUACACAAGCAUUUAGGCGAGACAGGUCAUUCAACACUAAAGUUCCGGAGAUGACUGCGGCCGGGGAGCUAACCCAUUGGGGGUUAACACUCCAAAAGCUAGAUUCUUUUCUUUCUCAUUCCAUUCCUUCAGAACUUUCAGUUUACACAGUCUAAUAAUUAAAAUAUCAUAGAGGAAUCGAGCUUUAGUAAUUUUCGCGACCAAAGAAGGUCGAGAGCGGCAUUGAUGCCAUGUAAGAUAUCAGUGUUUGCACCUGUUGAAGGAGCAGAGCAAAUCCAUUUUGGCUUUGAAACAUUGUUAGUUACAUUGAAAUAGAAAGAGAUCUAUUGUAAUCAUUCACUCAA